Ceratina calcarata is the source of this 778-nucleotide messenger RNA. RefSeq names its product mitochondrial ribosomal protein S23 (gene mRpS23). The record is from RefSeq and is a predicted model, not a curated record. Gene Ontology annotation, biological process: translation. Gene Ontology annotation, cellular component: mitochondrion; ribosome. Lineage: Eukaryota; Metazoa; Arthropoda; Insecta; Hymenoptera; Apidae. The transcript is spliced from 4 exons. Gene Ontology annotation, molecular function: structural constituent of ribosome. Bases 58 to 489 code for a protein of 143 amino acids.
ACUCGAUCAUUUUCAUUUAAAGAAAUUGUCUAUUCGUCGAUAUAUGAAUGCGAAAAAAUGGCUAGCAGUAAAUUGGAUCGAAUUGGAACGAUUUACACGAGAGUAACGGCGCUGCUGCGUACAGGAGCAAUGAAAGAAGAGAAUACUCCAAUAUGGUACGACGUUUACAAAGCCUUCCCUCCCACGUUAGAGCCGAGAUACAGCAGGAGACCUCCACCCAAAGAGAUUCAACGCAUUUUGUAUGAAGAAGAUGAAAUCCGAGCGAAGCUCCACAAGGAAAUCGCUCUACCCGCAGUGAAUCUGAAAAGUAACAAAGUAAGCCACACACAAAUAUUUUUGACGGUGUACAACAGUUUGAUACAGGGAGGUCUCACGAAGGAGAAAGCAUAUGACCAAGCGUUGGACAGUUACAAAAUUAUUUUCAAUCAGGAGAAAUACGUACUAACGAAGGAGCCAAGGAAAGAAGACCAGCUAACAAACUCUAACUAGAUUAUUAUUUCUCGUAAUUAAUUAUUCAGUUAUUCAACACUGUUUGUAGAUUCUUUCGGUUAGUCGGCACGUGAUAUGGAUUUAACGUGAUUCAUCGAAACAGGUGAGAUCUGAUGACGAACGUCCGUACAUCAUCGACUGGAAAAAUGCGAGUAUGCGAAUAGUUUCGCGCUUUGUUUGGUGGAAUCGAUUCCGAGUAAAAUAAUCUGUAAAUGACUUCGUAAAGAUGCACAAUUUUUGUAUACUCGCAUGUACAAAUCAACGAAAGAAUAAAUUCGUGAGCGACGGA